AUGUCUAGACACAUCUGCCGUCGCAUGGGCAGUCAGCUUUUGAGCCUAACUCCCGCCGUGUCGCGCCGCGCAUACUCUACCCCUGCCGCGACAACAUUCGAUUGGCAAGAUCCUCUCUCGUCCAAGAGCCUUCUCACAGAAGAUGAGAGAGCGAUUUCAGAAACAGCAGAGCGUUACUGUCAGGAGCAGCUAUUGCCUCGCCUGGAAGAAGCAUAUCGCAAUGAGAACUACGACAAGUCCCAGCUGGAGGAGAUGGGCCAGUUGGGCCUGCUCGGUGCCACCAUCAAGGGAUACGGCUGUGCUGGCGUCUCGACCGUGGCCGGUGGUCUCAUCACCAAGGCCGUUGAGCGUGUCGACUCAGGUUACCGCUCGGGCAUGAGCGUGCAGUCCAGCUUGGUCAUGGGCGGCGUCAAUGAGUUUGGUAACGAAGAACAGAAGGAGCGCUUUCUUCCCGGUAUGGCUCAAGGCAAGAUUCUGGGCGCCUUUGGACUGACCGAGCCCAACCAUGGCAGUGAUCCUGGCUCUCUCGAGACGGUGGCAGUUGAGCACCCGACCAAGAAGGGCUUAUACAACCUGAGCGGGUCCAAGACUUGGAUUACCAACAGUCCGAUUGCCGAUGUACUGCUGGUCUGGGCCAAGGUAGCAGACCCCUCCAAAGGCCUGGCCAAGGACGGCUCCCCCAAGAAGGUAAUCCGCGGCUUUUUGGUUGAGCGCAAGGACGCACCGGCUGGCACGCUCGAGACGCCCGCCAUCAAGAACAAGCUCGGCCUGCGCGCCAGCAUCACAGGCAUGAUUCAUCUCGACAACUGCCCCGUGCCUGCCGAGAACAUGCUACCUCACGCCGAGGGUCUGCGCGGCCCCUUUGGCUGCCUCAACCAGGCCCGCUACGGCAUUGCUAUGGGCGUUAUGGGUGCGCUCGAGGACUGUAUUAGCCGGGCCCGCACGUACGCGCUAGAUCGCAAGCAGUUCCGUGGUAACCCGCUUGCACGGUACCAGCUGAUCCAGAAGAAGCUGGCGGACGCCGCUACAGAUGCCGCGUUCGGUACUCUGGCCGCCAUCCAAGUCGGCCGCGUCAAGGAUGCCGGUGGUGACGCCGCCACCGGGCUGCCCGACAUGAUCAGCAUGAUCAAGCGCCAAAACUGUGACAGGGCGCUGCACGGCGCGCGCGCACUGCAAGAGAUCUUUGGUGGCAACGCGGUGAGCGAUGAGUACGGCAUCGGCCGGCACGUGGCUAACCUGUUUGUGGCCCAGACGUACGAGGGGCAGAGCGACAUCCAUAGCCUGAUCAUUGGCCGUGCGAUCACGGGCGUGCAGGCCUUUGCUUAA
This is a messenger RNA of Sporothrix brasiliensis 5110, 1326 nucleotides long. Its product is annotated as glutaryl-CoA dehydrogenase. Bases 1 to 1326 code for a protein of 441 amino acids. The record is from RefSeq and is a predicted model, not a curated record. Gene Ontology annotation, cellular component: mitochondrial inner membrane. Gene Ontology annotation, molecular function: glutaryl-CoA dehydrogenase activity; flavin adenine dinucleotide binding; fatty-acyl-CoA binding. Gene Ontology annotation, biological process: fatty acid beta-oxidation using acyl-CoA dehydrogenase; fatty-acyl-CoA biosynthetic process. NCBI's taxonomy places the organism in Eukaryota, Fungi, Ascomycota, Sordariomycetes, Ophiostomatales, Ophiostomataceae. The transcript is spliced from 2 exons.